AACAUCGUCAUACAAGGUGUUUCCCGCGUUACCACUUGUUUGUCUGACAUUCAAUCGUAGCUACAAGUUGUGCACCGCAAAAUCUUUCGAAAUGUCAGUUUUCGAGUCACCAAAAGCCAGAAUAAACUCUGCUAUGCUGUCUCAAUAUAUCAGCAGGCCAAUUUGCUUCGUUGGACGUGUUGAAAAGGUCCAUCCAACAGGAAAAUCAUUCAGUCUUUCGGACGGAGAAGGGAAGUCUGCAUCAGUGGAACUCAACGAGCCCCUUGAUGAGGAGCUUAGCGGGGUAGUGGAGGUGCUUGGUAUUGUUUCCAACAAAGGGACAAUAAUGGCCUCUGCAUACAACAUGCUCAGAGAAGACAAAGGCAUUCCUUUCGACCUGGAGCUGUACAAUGAAGCCCUGAAAGUCAUCCAUGAUUUCCCCCAGCACUAUCCAUUUGAAAUAGCCACCAGUGGAUGAGCACUUUGCACUUAUUCAUGCAUUACUUCCUAAAGAUCAUUGUCAAAGUGAACCUCCAUUCUCUUGUUUGCCUUUUUUAAUAUACCUGUAUAUGAGUGUUAAAUAGAUAUGUACAGUUUCUUCAUAUGGAAAAUAAAAAUGAAAGCCUUUAUAACUGUCUGUUUAGUCAUGACAACAAGCUUAAUUAAUGAACCCAAAAUAAACAGUCUCAACUAAA
Messenger RNA from Coregonus clupeaformis (lake whitefish), 674 nucleotides. Its product is annotated as replication protein A 14 kDa subunit. Lineage: Eukaryota; Metazoa; Chordata; Actinopteri; Salmoniformes; Salmonidae. Gene Ontology annotation, biological process: mismatch repair; DNA replication; double-strand break repair via homologous recombination. Gene Ontology annotation, molecular function: single-stranded DNA binding; damaged DNA binding. The record is from RefSeq and is a predicted model, not a curated record. Gene Ontology annotation, cellular component: site of double-strand break; nucleus; DNA replication factor A complex. The transcript is spliced from 4 exons. The coding region runs from base 92 to 457 and encodes 121 amino acids.